CCUGUCAAGUAAAGAACGCGUAUAUGCAAGUGUCCGAAAUAAAAAUACGAGUAAGUGCGACAAAUCUAGAAAUUCGUGCGUGAAUAGUGCAUCUAAACACCACUGUGCGUGCCUUGUACAGUAUCCACUAUAACUUAGGGGAAAAUAACAGUAAUUAGUGCUAAAAAACAGUGAAUUGCGAAACUUUUUGUGUAUAAACAUAUAACUACAUACAGCAGAAAACGAGUCUCGCAACUGAUUCUAACGUCAAAGUCAAAACACCACUUCCGACGUCUGACGUUUGACAUUCAGUGUUGUUACUAGCAAAAAACCGAACACACCAACGAGUGUUGCCAGAGCCAAGAGAAAGCUACCAAAUAGUAGAAAUAAAAACAAAUAAUAGAGUCUUGGGAAAAAUGGAUUCACAAAUCACCCUCUCAAAGCUAGAAGAACUAUUCGCAAGACAAACAACGCUAAUCACCAAAAAUGUCACCGAAGACGUCACAGAAAAAGUAACCAAAAACCUCUCUGCCAAUAUAGAUGGAAAACUUAAACCACUUAUAGAAGAAAAUAUGAAACUAAGAAAAGAGGUUACAGUUCUUACAACAAAAUUGCAAAAAAUGGAAAGGGAAAUAAGGAACAAUAAUAUCAUACUGUACGGAGUUAAAGAAACGGAAAAUAAUUCUAACGAGCUUCUAGGCCUGAUCAUACAAACCCUGAACGCAGCCUGCGAAAAAACCGACUUAGAGAAAUGGGACAAAUGGGAAAUUAAUAACUUUUACAGAUUGGGAAAACCGAUCGAAAACAAAACAAGGCCAAUCCUGAUCACAGUUACUCUCGCAUGGCGCAAAGCAGAAAUGCUUAAGAACAAAAAGUAUCUACCGGAGAAUGUUUAUAUUAAUGAAGACUUUCCAAAGGAAAUACUUAAAAAAAGGCAAGAACUAAAGAAACAACAACAAGAAGAAAUCAAUAAAGGAAAACUGGCUUACAUUCGGUACGACAAAUUAAUUAUAAAAGAAAAACCUUCAGAAAAGAGAAAACGAUCGCCGACAAAUUCACCUAAAACAACAGAACAUCCAGACGAGCAAAUAACCCCUGCACCACCAAUUAAGAUAAAUAAAAUUAAUAAACUAGAACAGGUGCACCGCGCCAGAUCAAGUUCACUUUCAUCAAAUGGGCCAAGUAAACAAUAGCAACUACCGAAACAACAGGACCGGAAGACAAACGACACAAGCAAUAAAACGGAAAUAACGAUUUUAACAGAAUUAAACCCCCCCCCAAGCCGGCCGGUCACCGUGGGGGAAGACGACCAACACCCUCCAACAAAUC
Molecule: messenger RNA, 1308 nt
Organism: Helicoverpa zea (corn earworm)
Lineage: Eukaryota; Metazoa; Arthropoda; Insecta; Lepidoptera; Noctuidae
Exons: 1
Coding region: 396-1172 (258 amino acids)
Source: RefSeq, a predicted model, not a curated record